GACCCUCGAUUGGUGUUUCCGAGUUAGUUGGUUACCUUGAAUUAAGUUCGCUUAAUUAAAUGUCUAUAAACACAUACAUUUUAAAGUAUAUAGGAAUAUUGUGACAUUUCUAAUUAGAGCUAAAUUUCAAAGCUUAGUUACCAAUAAUUAGUUACAGACUGAUUCGUGAAGACAGGUCAUUGAUUGAGAUGAAAUAGAGAAGAAUACUCUGACUCUGAAAAAGAUCAACUGAUCAACCAACUCAACAAUUCAAUAACACAAACUGCACUGAGACAGUUGUGAGUGUAACUAGAACCAGAAGUACCUGGUAGUAUAGUAACAGUCUGAGUGAUACUUAAUUUACUUAAUAAUUUUAUUAAUAUAUUAUUAUAUUAUAUUUCUUUUUUUUUUUUUUUUACUUUAUAAACCAACUAUUACUAUUACUUAUACUAACUAAGAGUAGUAAGAGUCAAGAGUAAGAGAAUGACACAUAGUUACUGCGAGUAAAUUCAAAUAAGAAAGUUAGAAGAAUGAUAGUUGAUGCAAAUUAUAUUAUAUUUUUUUUUUUUUUUUUUUUUACUUUAUAAACCAACUAUUACUAUUACUUAUACUAACUAAGAGUAGUAAGAGUCAAGAGUAAGAGAAUGACACAUAGUUACUGCGAGUAAAUUCAGAUAAGAAAGUUAGAAGAAUGAUAGUUGAUGCACUAGCUGUGACUAGCAGCAGUCUAGUUAGAGUUAAAUUAGUAAAAACCUCCAUAAUGAACGUUUUGUUUAAAAUUAAAAUAACUUUAAAAAAGCAAGAUUUGCAAUUUUUAUAUCAAAUUAAGACAACUAUCAUUCCAGGAUUUAAGUCAGUGAAAAUUGAAAAUCAAAGAGUUUACCUUCUUAAAUUUAAGUGGUAGUGUUGCAUGAUGAUAUUUAUGAAGUCACCACACUUUCUAUUCUAAUUCUAUACUGUAUUACCGGUACUUAAACUAUACUAUACUAACUAUAAAUGUCUAAUCUAAAAGUAAAAGAACAGGAGGGGUUUUAAGCAUUUUGCUUAUUUGGAUAUGACCUUUCUUUCAUACACUGUAUCAAUAUGACCUUUCAUACACUGUAUCAAUAUGACCUUUCAUACACUGUAUCAAUAUGGCUUCCUAGCUUCAAAAUUCAGUGAUAAAUUAAAAUUAAAAACAUGAAUCAAUACAUUUAUUUUUUUAGUUGAGGAAAGAUAUCAAAAUGGGAAGACAAUUGACCACAUCCUUAACAGAUGCCCUGCUCACCUGGUCUGUGUUGUAUUUCAUCUACCACGUCUUUUGGUGGAACUUUUUUGCCUGCUUUGGACUUGGCAUCCAAGGUGCUGCGGCCGCAUUGGGUGUUGCCAGGUUCGCUCAGACAAGACCAGAAGGAAAGAUUUACGAAUACCAUCAGAUGAUGUCUUGGCUAGCGCAGGUAGAUUUUUUAAUUCUAACUCAUAUAACACCGUAAAUCAAAACUCUGAUCUGUGAGCUUACAUUUCAAAUUUGCUAUUGAGAAAUUUAAAACAUAAGCACAUACAUAAUUAUGAAGUUUAUUCUUUUUAUAGGACAACAAAUUUUAUGGCGAUUCAGUAAUUGUUUCAGUUUUUGCUAUAAUUUAACGCUAACAAGACCUGAAAUUGAUAAAUUUAAAAAAAAUGUAUUCCAUUUCAGGUGGUAGGUGUUCCCCUGUUGGCUGUAGGCUUCUGUCACAAAGAUCUGCCAAUCAUGAUGAACUUGAACAUCAUGAUCAUGGUUGGUGUUCUGAUUGGUAGCCGUUUCCUGGCACGAGGCAUGCGACAGUUGGCCCAAGAGAGUUGUUCUGGUUUUGCACUCCUCACCAUCAUCUUGGUGAGCUUUCGAGCUUGGAACAUUUAUGGGCUGCUGGCCACUGCAGUCUAUGUAGUUUCAGGAAAAUUUGUCGGCUCAGAAGGGAAGAUGGGUGUGUUUUACAGAGUGGACAUUCUUCAUGUUGGGUUAGCUGUAGGCAAUUUCCUUUUUACAUUUGCUGUUUUAAAUUUUUGAGAGGCUCCUCACAACAUAAAACAAGGCAUCAAAAUAUAAAUAAGAAGAAAUCGUUUUCGUCCUACAUGAAGGUGCUCACUUUUAAAGAAAUUUGUUAGUUCUGUUUUUUUUUUCUUGCAUCCGCACCUAAAACUGAAAAAAAGCCUAUGCUUGACCUGUGUAAGUUGGGAUUUUUUACAUUCAGUACCGUAUAAUCAUCACGUUGACAUGUGCAUAAUUUGAGAAACCAACCGUAAAAAUUCAAUUAAUAGUUAAUAUAUAGGUACGAAUAUAUAGGUACGUGUAAUAUUAGUAUUAAUAUUCGAAGAAGUCUUUUGCUGGAGUGAAUAAUUCAAUUAUUUUUAUUGAUAAUUUUUAAUAUUAAAAGAUAAGAAGAUUUUUAAUAAAAUUUCAUUGUUUGAAUGAAUACCUAUAGUAAUUUUUGUGAUGUGCAUUUUAUUUGUUCUUUAAAAAAAAUUGUACUUCAUAAAGAUAUUUUAAUGGAAUAAUCCUCGAAUUUGCAUAGCAUAUUUUUGUAAAAAUGAGGUUAGGGUUAGAAGUAAUUCUUGCCUUAUGCAAUGAUAAAUGUAAAUUUGUUAGCAGGGAAAGAAAGUUCCACUAGUCUAACAAUCUGAAAUUAAUCAAAAUAACUCUACCCAAAUGUAGAAAACAUUGGGUUAUGCACAAGGACCUCAACAAAUGUUGCAAUGUCAUUAUUUAGCUUUGUCACUAAUAAAUUGAUAUAUCGGUACUGAUAAAUUUAAGGGUCCUUGUUUUAAACGUUAAACAGAUUUAAACAAUUUUUUAAUAUCAUCCAUUAUAUCUUCAAUAAGAUGUUCAGAUUUUCUAGUCUUCAUGGUUCAUUGUGAAAGAGUUUAAUAUGAGUAAAAGGUGGUCACGGGCUGUGAGUGUUUUCAAGGAUAUCAAUUUUUUUUGCUAUGGCCAGUGGUCAGUGGUCAUUUUCAAGCAUGAAGCUGUAAUUUUGUUAAAUAUCUGAUACCCAUAACAAUAUUUUUCAAUGUAUUUGAAGUCUGCUAGUGCAACAGUUUAGUAUCUUCCAACUAUGGCUUCCAAUACAGCUUUAUGUAUUUUCUUGUUCUUCUUAUAGCCAACAAAAUAUUCAUAUAAAGAAAAUUUAAAAUUAUUUUAAUCUACCGGUAUUUAAAAUUAAAGGCAUUGUCAUUGUUUUUUAUAUUUGUUUCCCCUUCCCUGGCAUUUACUAAUUUUUUGCAACCAGUCAGAUCGCAAACCUUCGCACAUUGAAAAUAUCACUUCCAUCUCUCCUCCACACACAUUUAAAUUAAAAGUCACCCACACUCCUUUCAAAAAAUGCAUGUAAUAUAGGCAUUUUGUGUAAAAAUAAAUUGUAAUAGGUAUUCCAUGUAAUCAUAAUUAUAAUGGGUAUUCCAUGUAAUCAUUAUUGAACUAGGACUUAGAUGUGGCACUUUAUGUUAAGGAGUCCUCUAAACUAACAUUGACAAUUCCUCAUAGUUUUCACUUAGAAGGAAUUUACAAACGGUCACUACAAGUAAAAGUUCUAUCCCAGUCCUCACAUUUUAACCAACAAAGAUGGAACAUAAGUACUCACCACAAGUAUCACAUUCUUAAUGUCUUUGUUUUUUCUCAGUUUGAGAUCCAGUGGUCUGGGGUGUAUAGUAAACUUUUUAAUGAAGCUCUUUGUUUUCUUUUUGUGACCAUCCAGGUAGUUGUGAAUGUUAGUGUAUCAUCCAGGUAGUUGUGAAUGUUAGUGUAUCAGCAUAAUUUUAUAGCAUGUGUCUUUACAUUGGAUAGCCAAUGGGACAGGACUGAACUAUUCUUCAUUGCCAAUAUCAUAGAAUCUAAUUAAAAGCUUGAGACCAGAAAAUUAUAAAACUAUUAAAGACUGUUGGGUAAGGUUUAAUUUGGAAAGAUUUCCAUCACAAAGAUCUGAUUUUUGUAUGUUGACACUGUCAUACCUCUGGCUUAUCGUUCCUUACAUUUCCGUUUCUCUGUAAUUGCUUAUUUUUGCGAGUGUUAAUGUUAGUUUGACAAUGUUUUAGUAUCACUGAUAAGCUUGCAUUUAAAUUUGUCGCUGAUACAACUAUGUAGGUAAUCAAAAUGUAAAUGACUUACAAGUAUAAGUAUAAGCUAUUUGAACAUUAUGAUUGGAUCAGAAAAGGUGACAACUAUUUUGCUGAAGCUGAUUGUAUUGUUUGUUAACUGUAUAGCUCAACCAUUUUAUAGACCGGUAGCUAUGAACUAUACAGCUUUCUAUUGACAGUUACAGAGUUACAAUGUAUAAGUGACUAUUCACUGUCUCUGCCAACUGCUUGAAUUUGAAUAUUUAUUGUAAAAUUAUGUAAAUCCAGGUACCCCUAAGUUACAGUCUUGCCUACAUAGAUAAUCAGGUCACCAAACUGAAUCUUCUUGUGUUAAGUGUGCAAUAAAAAAUACUGAUUUCAGAAACAUUCUGCUUUUGUAAUGGUGGGGACAUUGAACAGAAAAUAUUAGUUUUAAAUAAUUUGAACUGAAGAGUUGAAAGGCUGAAACAUUUUCCUCACAUAAAUACAUGCUUUCACUAAAGACAUUUUGUUCAAUCUUGAAAGCAGUGUUUUGCCUGAAGCUUGCAUUCCUUAAAAUACCAAAAACCAUACCCUACAUAUCUGAGUUAUUUUCUUACAUGUACUUCAAAGUUAUCCUUUCUAAGUGUGCAAUACUAUAAUUUUUGUAGCGUAAUGCUGUAUAUUUCUUUUCUACUUUUAUUUUCUCAAAUAAUUUUUGCAGAUUGAUAUGUAAUUAAUUAAAAUAUAAACGCUAUUUUUAUUUAGCCUUUUCAUAAAAAUAUUCCCAUCUAACCUGUAGUUUAAAUUUAAUAUAUACAGAACAAUGUAUUAGAAAAUAUGUCAAACUUUGGAACUGGUUAUACUGGUUGGCUUUCACUUGCCAUGUGAACCACCUCCAAUGUGGUGAGAUUCACACACUGAUUGGCUUCUCUUGCCAUGUGAACCACCUCCAAUGUGGUGAGAUUCACACACUGAUUGGCUUCUCUUGCCAUGUGAACCACCUCCAAUGUGGUGAGAUUCAGGCACACUGGUUGGCUGUCACUUGCCAUGUGAACCACCUCCAAUGUGGUGAGAUUCAGGCACACUGGUUGGCUUUCACUUGCCAUGUAAACCACCUCCAAUGUGGUGAGAUUCACAAGCACUGGUUGGCUUUCACUUGCCAUGUGAAACACCUCCAAUGUGGUGAGAUUCACAAGCACUGGUUGGCUAUCACUUGCCAUGUGAACCACCUCCAAUGUGGAGAGAUUCAAGCACACUGGUUGGCUUUCACCUGCCAUGUGUACCACCUCCAAUGUGGUGAGAUUCAUGCACAUUUGGAUAAGUCAUUGCAGUAAACUAUGGGGUGUGUACUGCUUGAUGUUAUACCUAUAAUAUUGGUGUGUAUGAUCAAUUUUAAGUUAAAUAUUUUUUUCUAUGCCUAUCCUUUAAAUGAAUGUAGAACUUCAUACAAUUUAUUUUAUUACUCUAUUUGUUUCAACUUUGAAAUAGCUUCACUAAAAACACACGAGGAUGACAAUUUAUUUUUCUUGGAUAACUUCUUUGUGAUUAACUUACGCCUUAUGUGUGCAUUUUUCCCCACUUUGCUGUAAAUUCUAUUUAGGGUUGGCUGUUGAAAUAAUAGUGUACUUGUGGGUUUGUCUAUUUAGUGUAAGAGAUCAAAUAUUCUUACCAUACGCUGCAUCUUUUUAUCUUUAACAUAAAUAUUAACCAAUACUGUUUAAUUAUAAGCAAUUUAAAUGUAAAAUAACUUAAAUGUAAUCAAACUUACUGUUAUAAUAAAGUAAAUAUUUAGUACAUGUAUAAUUUUGUAGACAAUAAAAACUGCCAAAACAUACUUGUGAAGAGAA
This is a messenger RNA of Lymnaea stagnalis (great pond snail), 5873 nucleotides long. The record is from the annotation of a GenBank genome assembly. Lineage: Eukaryota; Metazoa; Mollusca; Gastropoda; Lymnaeidae.